Messenger RNA from Spodoptera exigua (beet armyworm), 2280 nucleotides. The record is from the annotation of a GenBank genome assembly. Lineage: Eukaryota; Metazoa; Arthropoda; Insecta; Lepidoptera; Noctuidae.
AUGAGGCGACACUCGAGAUCAGAAAGUUUCGGGAAGACUCCUGAGACUGUUGAAGAUGAAGUUAAACAAGAGAAAACAAAGAGAGCGAAAAGCAGCAUAAUCAAAGAUUACUUGGUAGAUUAUACUGCUAAUUCUAAUCUCCAUGGAUUGAGAUAUAUUGGGGAGAAAGAGAGAACCUACGUGGAAAAAAUUUUCUGGCUGUUCAUGUUCACAUGCUGCGUUGUCCUCUGCGCGGGAUUGAUUCGAAAAGUUUGGAUUAAAUGGAACGAAAGUCCAGUCAUCGUCAGUUUUGCUGAGAACCCUACUCCAGUAUGGCAGAUACCUUAUCCCGCAGUGACUGUCUGUUUUGAAACAAAGGCUAUGCAAAGAAAGUUUAAUUUUACGGAAUACUAUCAUCUGUACUUGAAUCAACGAGAAAAUCUUUCUGUAUAUGAGCAACAUAUGUUUGAAGAUGUAUCAAUGGUGUGUGAUGACCAUCUUGCACCUCCGAAUGGUCGAAAAUUUUCGUCUGGAAGCGACACCGUCGAAAAUAUUAAAUCGGUAUCACCAAACUUGACUGAAGUUUUCUUUGGAUGCAAAUGGAAAGAUAUACCGAGUGAAAACUGUUCAGAUUUAUUUUCUCCCAUUCUGACGGAAGAAGGGCUUUGCUAUACAUUCAACACAUUAGGACCUGAUGAAAUGUUUAGACUGGAUAAUUUACAUAAAAACUACCCGUAUUUGGAACAUAAUAAACGAGCCGAAUCGUGGAGCUUGGAAGAGGGAUACAUGUCAGGAACACCUAUAGAAACUUAUCCUCACAGAGGCGCUGGUUAUGGCGUGAAAUCAGGUCUUACUUUCCUACUGAAAGCCAAAAAAGUUGAUCUGGAUUAUUUGUGCAGAGGACCUGUUCAGGGUUUUAAGAUACUGUUGCACAAUCCGGCAGAGCUGCCUAGGCUUUCACAACAGUACUUCCGAUCACCUCUAUCGCAAGAGGUAGUCGUUGCGGUGAAACCUAAAAUGAUGACCACUUCCUCCGGCCUUAAACCUUAUGAACCUACCAGACGACAAUGUUAUUUUCCAAGCGAACGCUAUCUCCAGUACUUCAAGGUGUACACUCAAGCUAACUGUGAGAUGGAGUGUUUAGCGAACUUUACCUACACAAGGUGUGGAUGUGUGCAUUUUGGAAUGCCCUAUGGGCCGAAUAUGCAGGUGUGCAAUGCUGGCAGCAGAGAAUGUAUAAAAUCAGCUCAGAUGGAACUGGUGACAAUUGAAAUUCAGUCAGGCCUCGACAGCCGGGUGGGCAAUGAUUCCGAUUCUCUUGGAGAGGCCCUGGCGGUGUCAUCUAGGUGUCAGUGUCUACCAGCUUGUACAUCCAUCGAGUACGAGGCUGAGACGUCCCAGGCGGACUAUGAUUGGGCAGCCAUAUUCCGGGCCUACAAAUUGAAUAACGUUUCUGAAGAACUAAAGGACUUGACAUACUCCCGUGUGAUGGUGUUUUUCAAAGAGGCCCAGUUCAUCACAUCUCGCCGGUCGGAGUUGUAUGGACAAACAGACUUCCUCGCUAACUGCGGUGGUUUACUUGGACUGUUCAUGGGUUUCUCUAUUCUCAGCGUCGCAGAAAUUGUUUACUUCCUAACGCUGAGAUUAUGCUGUCUUCUUUGGCGCCGUCGAAACAAGCAGCGACGAAUUGAUUUUGCAAAAAGUUCUAACAUCCCUGGACCGAGCCCAAAUAAAGUAAUUCAUCCAUACAACGAAUAAUAAGGCAAUAUAAAAAUAAAAAAAAAAAUACAUUUGGUAACAGAUACGGACUUUUUAUUGGUGUUUACAUGUUAAUGGAAAGGAGCAUCGUGGCAUUUUAUUAUAUUUAAGAGCACAAUCAAUUUUGCUGUUUAUUCACUAGUUUUUUAAGUUACUAAGUAUUUAAACUUAGUCCCUUUUACUACCUAAUUCUACUUGUUUUAAAUGUAAUAUUGAAAAAAUAUCGAUGUACUAAAUUACAAGUGAUUAAAUACAAAUAAAGAUUCUUUCCGCAAAUUAAAGUUUUAUUUCUUAAUUAACUAUUUACUUUGCUAUAAAUUUUACACAGUACUAGGACCGCUCAGUUUUUUCUUAGGAGCAUAUCCAAUUCUGUUAUGAAUUUCUUCUAUAGUUUUCACAACGUCUAACGGUUUUGGAGUGUCUUCCUGCAUUUCAGUGGUUGAUGAAGAAUUAUUUCCUUGCUCUCUCCGGAAAGAUUCAUAUUCUUGAAGAUCAUCUAACUUUAAGGUGAUUUCUGUUAAAGGUCGUCGGAUCAUUUUUCCU